GCCCCUCGCGCGGUAGGUUGCGUCGCACAGAAAGUCACCUCGGUGUCGGUCAGAAGAAGCUGCUACUGACGGUUAGCAUCGCUAGCUUGGUGAGAGAGGCACCGGGCGAAGGUCGACAGUAGGACGGCAGCAUCCACCGCUUCACUCUCACUCACCCGCCGCUCGCUUAUCUAUUUGUCGGAUAAGACAUUUGAUAAAACCAGCGGCUGCUAAAGGAAAGACCCGUAGCAAGCUAGCCGCCUGAGCUAGCUCCAAGUUAGGUUCACUACCCUCCUCUCUCCGUGUGAACAUCCACGAUCAUGGCUGCACUCAGAGCCUCCUACCACCGGAUCAUGGACCGGAUCGAGCACAUGCUGCCCGCCAAACUGAGACCCCUGUACAACCACCCGGCAGGUCCUAGAACAGUUUUCUUCUGGGCCCCAGUGUUUAAAUGGGGUCUGGUCGGAGCUGGUUUGGCUGAUAUGACUCGACCAGCAGACAAACUCAGCCCCGCCCAGUCUGCGGUGCUGACGGCCACAGGGCUCAUCUGGUCCAGGUACUCACUGGUCAUCAUCCCCAAGAACUGGAACCUGUUUGCUGUCAACUUCUUCGUCGGCAGCGCAGGAGCCUCCCAGCUCUACAGGAUCUGGAGGUACGAGCAGGAUAAGAAGGCAGAGGCUAAAGCAGCUGCAGAAUCCAAAGAAGCUGCAGAAUCCUGAGUGUGUUCCCGCAGUGGACUCAAAGGGAGACUUGAGACCAGGCACCGACCUGCCCCCUCAUCAUCAUCACCAUCAUCUCAUGUCUUCUUCAUUAUAUCCAUGCCAUAACCACGAUUCUACCACAUCAAGCCUGUCGUCCCUGUUGGAAAUGUGCACUUUCCUUAAGUUUCUAUUUUCCUCAGGGUCUUAAAAAAAAAAUCCACAAGAAAUAAGACGAGAAUUUUUUUAACUGUAGUCAACACGCAAGAAUGGUGGUCAUCAGCGCACAAGUACAACUUGUUCAACAAGUUGAAUGAUUGUACGUUAAGUUCAUGCUGAAUAUAUCAUGCACUAAUUGAGAAGUUUUGCUUUUUCCAUCAGUUUUUCAGGUGUAGCAAAUCAGUACCUCAUGCAAUAAUUUCCCAAAAAAAUAUAACUUCACUCUUGGAUUUGUGUUGAACAUGAUUGAAGGAAUGUUUCCAGAUGAAAUUAAGAAGGGCACCAUCGGGUUGUUUUUUCUACUACUUAUUUAUAAUUAUAAUAAAUUUAUAAUUUGGUUAAGUUGCAGCAUUUGUACCUCAGUGAUGAUUGAAUCAGUAUUUCAUGUAACAUUUCCUUCCAUCUCAUCGGCAAAAUCCUAAUUUGUGAAUCACUUGAUUAGUUUUUUCUCUUGUAGUCAAAACUGUAUAGAAAGAUGCUGUUAUUUUCUGAUAUUGACACCAAUGUCACAUAUUUAACCUGUGCAGCUUUUUAUUGAUUGUUAUGACGGAGUGAACCAGUAAAAACUGUUACUGACACGUUAACUCUGGCUCUUUGAUUUUAAAACCCUCACUUUUGAUGCCUCAUCGUUGUUAGAAAAUAUAUUAAAAAAUGGUUUUCUUUGACAUGUUUCCACUGUAGUUACACUGAAUACCCCCAGUUGAUUUGAGCAAUAAUUGGUGUUGUCACUUUCAAGUUUUUCUUAAUCUGCUGUAAGAAAAAUGGGACUUUGAAGGUUGAUCAUUAAUGCUCUGUAAUAGCGUUACAAUGUUAAUAAAUCCUAUUUAACACCUAC
Paralichthys olivaceus (Japanese flounder) is the source of this 1731-nucleotide messenger RNA. It is a transcript of the gene mpc2b, whose product is annotated as mitochondrial pyruvate carrier 2b. Gene Ontology annotation, cellular component: mitochondrial inner membrane. Gene Ontology annotation, molecular function: pyruvate transmembrane transporter activity. NCBI's taxonomy places the organism in Eukaryota, Metazoa, Chordata, Actinopteri, Pleuronectiformes, Paralichthyidae. Gene Ontology annotation, biological process: pyruvate import into mitochondria. The record is from RefSeq and is a predicted model, not a curated record.